This is a messenger RNA of Triticum turgidum subsp. durum (durum wheat), 2010 nucleotides long. The record is from the annotation of a GenBank genome assembly. Lineage: Eukaryota; Viridiplantae; Streptophyta; Magnoliopsida; Poales; Poaceae.
AUGCCUCCGCCGGUAGCCGCCGCGCUGGUGAUGCUGCUCGCCGUGGCCUUGGGCGCGGCGCGCGCCGCCGACGACCUAGCGUCCGACACCGCGGCGCUGCAGGCCUUCAUCGCGCCAUUCGGGUCGGCGUCCGUGUCCUGGAACGCGUCCCGGCAGACGUGCUCCUGGACCGGCGUCGUCUGCUCCGGCGGCCGCGUCACGGGGCUCCACCUGCCCGGGGACGGCCUCCGCGGCUCCGUCCCCGUCGGCGCGCUCGGCGGCCUCACCAGGCUCACCGUGCUCUCGCUGCGCUUCAACGCGCUCUCCGGCCCGCUGCCGGCCGACCUGGCCUCCUGCGUCAAGCUGCGGGUCAUCAACCUGCAGUCCAACCACUUCUCCGGUGAGCUCCCGGCCGCGAUUCUCUCCCUCCCGGCGUUGACGCAGCUAAACCUCGCUGAGAACCGGCUCUCCGGGAGAAUACCGCCCGCCAUUGCCAAGAGCGGGAAGCUGCAGCUGCUCUUCUUGGAGGGCAACCUCUUCACCAAAGAGCUGCCCAACGUCGACAUGCCAUCCCUCUUGUCUUUUAACGUCUCCUUCAACGACCUCACCGGCGAGGUUCCCAAAGGCUUCGGCGGCAUGCCCGCCACGUCUUUCCUCGGCACGACACUGUGUGGCAAGCCCCUCCCGCCGUGUCGAACACCAUCUACCCAACCACCGUCCCAGCCUCCCACGGUUGCCCCCGAAGCCGCGGCCGCGGGAAACGGCCACGGGCGGGGCCGGCGACACCUCGCGGGCGGUGCCAUCGCGGGCAUUGUGAUCGGCUGCGCUUUGGGCUUCCUGCUUAUCGCCGCCGUUCUGGUCCUUGCCUGUGGCGCCCUGCGCCGGAAGCCAAGAAGAACCUACCGCAGCCAGGACGCCGUCGCGGCGGAGCUGGCCCUGCACAGCAAGGAGGCGAUGAGCCCGAAUAGCUACACUCCACGGGUCUCCGACGCGCGGCCGCCACCGCCCGCAUUAAUGCCGCCUCCGGUCGCCCCCGUCUCCGUGGGGCGGAAGAAGCUUUUCUUCUUCGGGAGGGUGCCGAGGCCGUACGAUCUGGAGGACCUGCUCCGCGCGUCCGCCGAGGUUCUUGGCAAGGGCACGUACGGUACCACGUACAAGGCCGCGCUGGAGACGGCGCCGGCGGUGGCAGUGAAGCGUCUCAAGGAGACGUCGCUGCCGGAGCGCGAGUUCCGGGACAAGAUCGCGGCUAUCGGUGGGUUGGACCAUCCUAACGUCGUGCCACUGCAGGCCUACUACUUCAGCAAGGACGAGCGGCUCAUGGUGUACGAGUUCGUCGCCACGGGCAGCCUCUCCUCGAUGCUUCACGGCAACCGUGGCGCCGGGCGAUCGCCGCUGAGCUGGGAGUCGAGGAGGCGGAUCGCGCUGGCCUCGGCGCGCGGCCUGGAGUACAUCCACGCGACGGGCUCCAAGGUGGCGCACGGCAACAUCAAGUCGUCCAACAUACUCCUCGGGCGGUCGGUGGACGCGCGCGUGGCGGACCACGGCCUGGCGAGCCUCGUCGGCCCGGCCGGCGCGCCGUCGAUGCGCGUGGCGGGGUACCGCGCCCCCGAGGUGGUCGCCGACCCGCGGCGGCUGUCGCAGAAGGCGGACGUGUACAGCUUCGGGGUGCUGCUGCUGGAGAUGCUGACGGGGAAGGCGCCGACGAACGCCGCGCUGCACGACGAGGGCGUGGACCUCCCGCGGUGGGCGCGGUCCGUGGUGCGCGAGGAGUGGACGUCCGAGGUGUUCGACACGGAGCUGCUGAGGCAGCCGGGCGCGGAGGAGGAGAUGGUGGAGAUGCUGCGGCUGGCCAUGGACUGCACCGUGCCGGUGCCCGACCAGCGGCCGGCGAUGCCGGAGAUCGUCGUGCGCAUCGACGAGCUCGCCGCCCCGGGGUCGGCGUCGUCCAUGGCACGGCCUGGCCGGAGCAUCUCGGUCGACGAGGCCGACGACCGGCCGCUCAAGCCGGCCGGGUCGAUCCGAGAGAGCUGA